This is a messenger RNA of Bipolaris victoriae FI3, 1170 nucleotides long. RefSeq lists its product as hypothetical. The transcript has 5 exons. NCBI's taxonomy places the organism in Eukaryota, Fungi, Ascomycota, Dothideomycetes, Pleosporales, Pleosporaceae. The record is from RefSeq and is a predicted model, not a curated record. Bases 1 to 1170 code for a protein of 389 amino acids.
AUGAGUCAGAUGCACAUGUAUGCAAUGUACAUAUGCAUGCAUACACAGUGCACAGAGAGUGUAGUUUCCAGGUCUGGCGGGCGAGAGGGUUUGGACUGGCAAACGCAGACAGCAUCGAAUGCGGCGAGAGGAGCGGAAUGGACAGCGGCCGAGAUUCUGGACGGCGCGCAUGCAGGUGGUGAUGGUGGUGGUGGAGUGACGACCGGGCCGCGCCUUAUUGGCAGGUGCGCAGGGCCCGGGCGCGGCACUAGCUGGUUGGGUAAACUGCUGGCCAAUGAGAGCAGGCGAGGGCGGGAGGCGCUGGAUGAUGAGGUGUGGAAAUUAGUAUUGGUCGGGCUUUCUGCACAGUAUUUGCAAGCCAGCGAGCGGGCGAGUCCGAGUGAGAAAUGUGGCCAUUUGCAUUUACACGGAAUAGUAGCUCCAGCACCUCGGAGAAAGCGUUCGUUCAGUGCAGCCCCCACGCGCGCCGCCGCCAAUCCCGCGCAAGAGCGAGGGCCCGUCGCCUUUCUCCACGUUGUCCUACUGCAGGGUGGUGAUAUUAGAGCCUCGUUUGUCCCAGUUGUGCCGGCGGCCCUGUCGCAGUCCAUGCUAGGUUGUAUCAGUGGUGGUGGUGGUCGUGUCCAGGGGCCGGGAGAGGGGGGGCCCUGCAUCUACCCCUCACCUCUUCAGCCAGGCGUGCACCCCAAUUCGAGAUAUUAUCCACUGCCACGGCACAUGGUCUUCUUAUCGCGGCUACUGCGCAAUCACUUGGUCAAGUCGCCUGAGCCUGAGCGUCCGUUGCUCGGCAGCCUGAGAGCAGCGGCAGCCCACCAGCUUACAUACUGCUCCCGCCAUUCCCCAUUGCCCAUCCCAUCCUCUCCUACCCGCGCCCGUCCUGCUGCUCCCACACGACCUGCGCACUUGGACUUGCUUUUCCCCACGCUCCAGGGUGCACACUUUGUCCAACCCCCCGCACACAACCCACUCGACGCCUCUCUACAGCGCCCGUCCCUGCAAGUCAUUGCCCAGACCAUCGGUGAUUUACGAGACGCUCUCGCCCGCCCCUCCAGGCGGCUCCCCGUAGUCCUACACACCCACAUACUACUGCUACCCACGCACGCACGCACGCACGCGCGCGCACACACACUUGCCACACCACCACCACUACCACUACCCUUGAUUAGUACCUGA